CCGCGGCCCCGGCGGUGCCCGUGGCGCCGGCGGCAGCGCCGGCCGUCGCGGACGUCGCCAACAAGAUGGGGCAGUUGGUGGCGGCGCCCGCGCUCAACAGCACCAAGGGCGCUAUCAGCGUGCAAGUGCUGCCACCCCUGCUGCCGAAGUGCUCCGCGAACGCUGAUUGCGUGUCGCUGCUCGGCCAGCACUCGGCCUGCAGGGAUUACUGGUGCGAGUGCGUGGACGGCGCCAAGUAUGAGUCCGGCUUUAGCAAGCGCUGCCUCCGCGUCGUAUCAGCGAUCGGCGACAGCUGCAAGGAGGCGGGGGACUGCCGCCGCAUCGCCAACACGUACUGCAAGGCCGGCCGCUGUCACUGCAACAAGGACUUCGUCUUCAGCGACAGCGGAGCCGCCUGCCUCAAAGUGGCGACGGCGGAGAACCCCUCCUGCUCCGAGGACCGGCAGUGCGUGCGGCUGCUCAACAGCGCCACGGGCCCGGACGGCCCCGCCGUCUGCGUGGACGGCAAGUGCAUGUGCCGCUACGACCACGUCUUCGAGAACGGCACCUGCGUCCACAAACAGGCCUUGGACUUGAAGGAGACAUGGACGGCGGACGACAUGCUGGCCAGGAACGAGGUUGCGCCUCCCCGCCAGAAGCGCGACAUGGGCAUUUCAGUGGCCACGAUAGGUGUCGGGCUGGCGCUGGGGAUGCUGCUCAGGGACAUGGACCUGAUGGGCCCCGCCUUGGAGGAGAACGGUACAGUGUCCACCGCAGAGCCCGAGACGGUGUACGUCGUGUUCCGCAACGGCACCAGGGUGGUGUCCAACCUGACCGCCAACGCCCCCGAGGAGAGCAAGCUCAAGAAGUGGGUGCAGAAGCAGGUGCACUCGAUGGAGCGGUCCAUCAUGAAGAUCCGCAACAACCACCGAGAGGCCGUGGCUAGUCACACCGUCGCCCCCGAGCAGGCCGUCGGGGCGGCAUCCCUGCCCUCCACCACCGCCGCGCCCGCCGAGGCCCCCGAGUCCACCGCACUGCCCAGAGCGCGGCGGAGUGCCAAGAGGAGGGGGAGGAUGGCGCGGAGGAGGAAGCGCGACGACGAGCCCACUGCCGCGCCAGAGACUCCGGCUGAAGCUCCGGCCGAAGCCCCGGCUGAAGCUCCGGCAGAAGCUCCGGCAGAAGCUCCCGCUGCAGCCCCCGCUGAAACUCCUCCUGAAGCCCCAGCUGAAGCCCCCGCUGAAACUCCUCCUGAAGCCCCAGCUGAAGCCCCCGCGGAAGCUCCGGCAGAAGCUCCGGCUAAAGCCCCAGCUGAAGCCCCAGCUGAAGCCCCCGCGGAAGCUCCGGCAGAAGCUCCGGCAGAAGCUCCGGCAGAAGCUCCGGCAGAAGCUCCGGCAGAAGCUCCGGCAGAAGCUCCAGCUGAAGCCCCGGCUGAAGCCCCGGCUGAAGCCCCGGUUGAAGCGGCCCCGGAAACUCAGCUCCUGCUCCUGCCAGCACAGCGGCCCCGGACGCAGCACCUGAGGCGACCACCGCCGCAGCCACCACACCGCAGGCGACGACGCCGCCACCGACCACCGCGCCCACGACGCCGCCGCCUCCCCCACCGGAAACCACCCCGAAAGCGAAUGACGCAGCGCCACCGGACGAGCCGAUGCAAGGCGACCAACCCGCCGCUGCAGGUAUUCCCCGGGACCAACGACGCCUCCCAGCAAAAAUGGCCUGGCCUCCGAGAGUCGUCGUCACAGCUCUGUCUCUCUCGCACUCAUGGGAGGACCCGUAGAGGUGCGAAAGGGACAGAGCGACGAAAACGACUCUCGAAAUCAGUCUGGCGUCUUCUUCCGUCACUGUUGCUGCGAGGCGUCAGUCAACCCUCGACACUGAUCCAAUUUCUUUCCUCCACCUUGAGAUGUCUAGCGUUUUCACAAACUGUUUUCUUUCCCCGUGCUGCGGUAGGACCGACGGAUUCGAGUACGUACUCCUUCGUGUGACGUUGAACCCCAGCCCAGCCUUCCCUGUCGGUGGCGCUACCCCUCGACGCCAGUGGCGCUAGCGGCGGGCGCGGGGUAUCGCCUCCGCCAAGGGAGGAAACACCCACCCCCGCUUGUCGCUUUCCGUGCUCACCGUGUUCGGGUGUCGCU
Molecule: messenger RNA, 2114 nt
Organism: Thrips palmi
Lineage: Eukaryota; Metazoa; Arthropoda; Insecta; Thysanoptera; Thripidae
Product: tenascin-like
Exons: 8
Coding region: 66-1964 (632 amino acids)
Source: RefSeq, a predicted model, not a curated record